Messenger RNA from Orbicella faveolata, 5670 nucleotides. Its product is annotated as complement C3-like. Gene Ontology annotation, molecular function: endopeptidase inhibitor activity; protein binding. The record is from RefSeq and is a predicted model, not a curated record. NCBI's taxonomy places the organism in Eukaryota, Metazoa, Cnidaria, Anthozoa, Scleractinia, Merulinidae. Gene Ontology annotation, cellular component: extracellular region.
GCACAGCACUGAAGGAAGAGACUUCAGUGUCCCCAAGCUUUGCUGCAAGCAUGGCGGAGCUAUUUGGUACAGUGUUUCGAGUAAGCUUGCUCCUUCUUGCGACAGGAUAUAUAUCCGCCAAACGAUUUUCCAUCAUGGCUCCUAAUGUAUUUCACAUUGGAGUCGACGAAAAAGUGUCGAUUUCCCUUUUCGAUAAUGCUCAACCCGUGACAGUGAAGUUGUAUCUACAGGACUUCCCACACAGACGAAAAACAUUCUCCCAAGUACAAGGAGUUGUAGACAAAGGAAGCAAUAUUUUUCUGACCGUGAAGGUGGAGCCAGAGAACUUACCAGAUACGAACUCUGUGGAUAAGCAGUACGUUUAUCUUGUGGCCAAGUCAGAUGACGGUCAUUUCCAGUUUCAAAAAGAAGCGAAGAUUCUUUUGAGCUACAGAGACGGAAUGGUGUUCAUACAGACAGACAAACCAGUCUACACUCCCAGGCAGAGCGUGAAAUUCCGAGUAAUUCCCGUUGAGUUUGACAUGAAGCCAUCACGAAGAAAGAUUACUGUGAUAGUUAUGAAUCCUCAGGGGAUCCGAGUGCAACAAUGGAAAGACCAGGACACUAGCACAGGAAUCAUAUCGAAGAGGCUUGACUUGGGCGAUUUUAUUCUCCAUGGCAACUGGACUAUUACGGCCGUUUACGGUCACCAGAAUAUCCACAAUACAUCUGUCCAGUUCGAGGUGAAGGAAUAUGUUCUUCCCAAGUUCUCGGUAAAGCUCUCGGUGCCCCCCUACAUACUGAGAACAGAUAAUGAAAUCAAGAUCGACGUAACGACCAGGUACACAUAUGGAAAACCUGUUAUUGGCGACGUAGCUGUCUCUAUGAGUAUUGCGGCAGUUGACGGCCGGAUCAUUCUUUUCUCAAGACAUCGCCCUAUGCUUAACUCAAGUGGAGUCACCACCAUACCAGUGAAAGUUCAGGUCAUCCGGGACCUUCCAGGAGACUUAUGGUUUCCAGAAAAGAGCAGACUUCAGGUCAGGGCGGAAGUUAUAGAACGGGCGACUGGCAACUCCGCAACUGUUGUGGAUACAUCGUGCCAGUUUACAUCAAGUCCGUAUCUCAUACAGUUCAAAGACACACCAAAGUACUUUAAACCAGGCCUGCGUUUUGUAGUGAAGGUCAAGGUCACCCACCCCAACAAAAAACCAGCGAGGAAUGUUCCGAUUGUGAUUUCUGCCCAAGGCAAAGUAGGAGGUAAUUUUAUAGAUGUGAGAAGAGAGGACAGAGAUCCCAAUGUGUUGGACCUGACAGAUAAAAACGGAGAAGCUGAGUUUGUUGUAGAUGCUUGUACAAAGUGUGACCCCAUCAAAAUAACGGUAAAAACUGACAAUAAAAAACUGGAAGAAUCACAAAAUGCUGAAGCCGUUUACCUGGUGAGGAAAUUCGAUUCGGGAAAUGCCCCAUUGAUUAUGGUUCGCCAACUUUCACCAGGAAAGGUUGGUCGCAAAAUUCAGUGUGAAAGUUAUCGAAGCCUCAAUGAUGUGUCGGCCAAACUUUCAUUUGCGGUCGUUUCGCGUGGACGUAUUCUCUCUCAUGAUACGACUGAUGACUUUGAUGGUAUGUUUAAAAGCUGGUCAAUCCGUGUAACUCCAGAAAUGUCUCCAUCGGCGCGUUUGAUUGCCUAUUACAUUGACACGAAUGAACGAGUUGUUGCUGACAGCGUUUUGCUCAAAAUUGAGGACAAGCUUCCAACUGAGGUUGAGUUUCCUGAUGCAAUCUCACAACAAGCGGACGGAACGUUAGUUCAGCUUAACGAACAAGAAAAAAUCCCUGGAGAACACUACGUCUUUCAGAUUAAGGCUCCUCAAGGAACGCGUCUGGGACUGCUUAGUGUGGACCAAAGUGUUUACCUGUUGAGAAAUAAGAACAGACUAACCAAAGAGCGGAUUUUUAAAAGUGCUGAGGAACUCGACCUUGGUUGCGGUGUAGGUGGAGGAAAAGACAACAAAGAUAUCUUUAAGAACGCUGGUGUUAUUCUGAUGACUAACAACUUUGUCAGUGAUGGAAGAGAAGACUAUGGCUGUGAUGAAAAUAGCGCUCGUAAGAAGAGAAGUACAGAAGAUGAUUCAGUUUACAAGACAUGCUGUGAAAUGGGUGAAGAGAAUACCACCAGGUCCUGCGUUGACCGUGUUUACAACAUGGAGUUGAAAGAAUGCAAACUGGCCAUCUGGAAAUGCUGCAAGAGAAAAUUUGGCGCUAAAGACGCAGCCCUGCUGGGAAGAAGUGUGGAUUUCGGAGAUUUUGGCCCGAGUGAUGAAGAAAUUCUUGAUCAAACUCAGGUUAGAUCGUUUUUCCCGGAAACAUGGAUCUACGACGAAAAAGUUGUGGGACCGGGCGGGCUUGUCCAGAUGGACGUUACAAUACCCGACACCAUAACCACAUGGGUCAUGCAGGCCGUGGCCAUCAACAACAAAACAGGACUGGGUCUAGCCACACCGCUCAGGAUUGUGGGAAAGCGCGACUACUUCAUUUCGCUGAAGAUUCCAUAUUCAGUCAAAAGGGGGGAACAGUUUUCUCUGCUGGUGACAGUCUUCAACUAUCACGAUGAGGAAAUGCGGGUGAAACUCUACCUGAAGGGCGACAAGGACUUUUGCUCUAUUGCUGUCGACCGCAAGCUUGGUCUUAUUGGGCUGAUCAAAGUGCCAGGCAACGAUGCCCGCUCUGUAGCUGUACCCAUCGUUCCCAAGAGAAUUGGGGAAGUAGAAGUUGAAGUCUCGUCUAUUCUUCAAGUAAAACUUGAUAAUGUAUAUAUGAAUAUUGCUGGAGAUGCUGUGAAAAGGAAAAUAUUUGUUGUGCCUGAAGGAAAGGAGCAUCGAAAGUCGCAAUCUUUCAUAUUGGAUCCAAAUGGUAAUCUUAAUGAUGGACCAAAAGAUGGAGAAGACCAGGCAAAAAAGCCAACAGCGGCACCUUUUGAGAGUCAAUCACAAUUGGGUCCCAACGGACAGUUGGACAGUAUAAAACUGGGAUUUCCUCAGAAAGCUAUUCCAGGCUCAGUCGGAGCUGUUAUUUAUUUAACAGGAAAUCUUCUGGGUCCAGUUGUCAACACUACUAUCGAGGGUGGUCUGGAGAAGUUUUUUCGCCAGCCUACUGGUUGUGGAGAGCAGACGAUGAUCCGUCUCGCUCCAAACGUUUACGUUUUAGAAUAUCUGAUGAACACCAACCAACUCAGUGGAGCUAACGAGGAGAGUGCUUAUCGCUUCAUUCAGUCAGGCUACCAGAGAGAAUUAAACUAUCGUCGUGGUGACAAGUCGUUUAGCGCGUUUAACAGUCGACCAGGAAGUACAUGGUUGACGGCUUUUGUGAUGAGGGUAUUCUGCCAGGCCCAGCAAUUUGCUGGCGUUAAUAUCGACGAGGAUCUGGUUUGUGAUUCGGUAGACUGGUUGAUUGCAAACCAACGUGCAGAUGGCGCCUUGCCCGAGGUUAACGCUGUCAUUCAUAGAGAGAUGGUGGGAGGUGUUUAUGUGGAAGGAGACGUUGCUAUGACAGCUUUUGUGUUAGCUGCACUGGCGGAGUGCAAGUGUGGAGGAGCGAAUUCAAAAGCCUCGAUACUUCGCGCCCAAGACUACUUGGAGAAGCAGUACAAAACUCUGAACAAGCCUUACAGCAUGGCUCUAACAGCGUACGCUCUGGCCCUGGUAGACAGCAAAGAAAAAUUCAAUGCAAACGACCGGCUUGUACAACGUGCUAUAUACGACAACGAUAAAAAGUCACGGCACUGGAACGCUGGAGGGAAUGCACUUAAUGUGGAAACCGCUGGCUACGUACUGCUCACUCAAGUCAUUCUCGGCCGCACUGGUUAUGCUGGUCCUAUUGUGACAUAUCUGACCAAUCAAAGACAGGGUGGUGUUGGAUUUGUUUCCACUCAGGAUACCGUAGUUGCUCUACAAGCACUAGCCUUGUACAGCGAGAAAACAGCCGGAAACGCAUUGGAUCUCAGAGUCAAACUAACUUCCGAAGUUGAAGUGGACUGGAAACCACCGGAGAUACACUUCACGCCAGAAAACGCGUUGUUAAGGAGAGAAUUUAACGUUAAGAAUUUCCUUGGUGGAAACCUGUUUGUGGAAAGUCGUGGAACCGGGGUUGGUCUGUUAGAGGUGGAAGUUCGCUACAACCUUCCUUCGUCACGCGAUGAAAUCUGCAAGUUUGACCUGACGACGAAAGUUGUAGAAAUCAAAGAAAAGGAAGCCGAGAAUCUGUUUGGUCCUGUGGAAGAUCAAGCAGACGAGGAUGAAGACAAGGAUAAAGAAAACGAAGAGAAUAAGGGUGGCAUAAAAGAAUGCAAAAAGCUGAAGAACAAAAAAAAGAGAAAAGAAUGUAGGAAGAAGGCAAGAGAAGCAGCUAAAGACAAAGACAAAGACAAAGACAAAGGCAAAGACAAAAAGAAAAACAAGAAGCCGCCACCGAAACACCAGCCUGUCAAAAGCAUCCACUUGAAAGUCUGCACAAGGUAUAAGGAAAAAGGAAACACUGGAAUGUCCAUUAUGGACAUUGGGAUUUUAACUGGAUUUGCACCAGACAAGAAGUCCCUGCAAAAGUUGGAAGAUACUUUAGACGAAUUGGACAAAUACGAAGUAUCCGACAGAUCGCUGGUUGUGUAUCUUAGCGAGAUCCCCAGUGACCGUGAUCUCUGUGUAGAUGUCCAGUUUGACCGAGAAUAUUACGUGGGCGUGGUACAGGCGGUGCCGGUCAAUGUAUACGACUACUACGAACCAGAUCAGUCCUGUAGUAAAUUUUAUGGACCCGACAAGUUCAGCCCAUUGAAGUUGGGAGUUUGCGAUAUUGGAAGCAAAUCGUGCAGAUGUUCUCAAGAUCAGUGUGCGCAACAAGACCCUCCUAUUGGUAAUUUGGACAAGCUUAUUGACUUAGCUUGUGAUGAUUACGAAUACGUUAUAAAAGGUAAAGUCUUGCUGAUCGACGAGGACAACGCCGUGCUCAACUACGUGGUUGAGGUGCAGGAAAUCAUCAAGCAGGGCAACAAAAACUUAGCGAAUAAACAAAGAAUCCAGUUCACAAAGCGAGGAUCCUGUCAAAGUCCAGAUCUCAAAGAACUUGAAGAGUACUUGUUCAUGGGGCUGGAUAAGACAGGCAAAUACGAGCUGGACCAGAAUUCGUUUGUUAAACUGUGGCCAACGAAGCAGCGCGACAACAAAGAUAAAUCCAUAUUGGAUCAAUUUGCGGACCAGUUUGCGUGUUGAAGAGCUGUUACGUCAAAGGACAAUGCUAACUUUUUCGAUUUCUUUAUAUUAAUGAUUUACUGAGCUCAAAAGACUGCUUAAAAUUGCUGUUAAUGGUAGCUGCUGUGAGAGGCGUGAACAUUAGAGCAGGAGAUUUUCAAUAUUUUGUAUUAACCAGUACCGCAAACGCCUGAAAGUGCAUUUAGCUUUAAAGGAAUACAUUCCAGCAGACUAGAUUAUGAUUGCCCAAGAUAAAAAGUUAGCGAUGCUGCUUGAAAAUACUUAGAAAUCCUUCAAAAGGUUCAAUUACUCCCGGCUUCAGUUUAGAAAAGCUUUGUACCAUGAUCGAUAAAUAGUGUGUUAAUAACGUCAUGUUUUGUUGCGGAGGAAUGCAUACUAAGCACGUAGAAGUAGGUUAUUUGCUAAAUGAAAUAAACACAUCAAAUGUCAACGA